UAGAUACCCAGCUCUAUCCUUUUUCUUACAGCAUUUGAAAUAGUUAAAAAGAGACAGAACAGACAGUCAGUCCUCUUUUUUGCUGCAAAGAAAAAAAAAUAUCCUUGUUGUAGGAGGUGGUGCCAAUAUGACUUGACUAUUCUGAACUGGCAGUAAAACAAAGAGGGUGAUUUGUAGUCUGGACAGUGAUUAGUGAUAACGGUUUCCCCUCCACACUGGCAUAGUGCUAUGAGCUUCUCAGGCAGAUUUGCCUCUAUCUGUAUAUUAAGCAUGUUAGCUUUUUUUUUCUUUUGAAGGAAGGAUUUUUGCUCUGGGGCUAAGUUUGAAGCCAAUUUUACUGCUUGGAUGAUUACUGAAGCUACUAUCAUUUUGGAGCUUAUUUGACAGCACCUGUCCCACCCACCAAGCUAUUCUGUCUUUCCAGCUCCCUCUCUCUCUCUCCUCUUCUCAGAAGGAGGUGUGUGAUGGAAUAAAAACAAGAGAAUAUUUUGGCAAGCGACGGUGAAUUGUUUAACCCACCUUUUCUCCCCCACCCCACAUCGAUCACCCGCCUACAAGCGUUUAAGGUGAAAUUUGGAUGGGAAAGAAUUUGGUGGAAGCUACUUCCCACUUGCAAGUUAUGGAGACAGCACCCACCUGCAACCGGAAUACUUCCCAAGAUUCUUUAAGAACGCCUGCUACAUAUCUGCAACUUUAAUGACCCGAACCUUGCCAACUGAGUCCAGAGGAAGGUACCACAGGCACCAUAAACUCAAAGCACAAGACACAUAUCAGAGCUCCCUCAUCCUAUAGCUGAAAGCAAUUACCAGGUGGAAAUGUGCCUGGUCGUCUGCUCGAGAAGUGUCCAGGGGAAGCCUCCUACUGCUGACUGAUCACUGGGAGUGAAGCACAAAAAAACAAAGUAUGAGGCUAAAGCUGAGUGUACUGGAGGUCUGCCACACUGUGCUCUGCAUUGGGUUAAUGCUCUGUGGAGAGGGAGGGGUUUCCUCAGUUCUUGCCUUGGGAGCCAGCAUUAUCUGUAGGAAGAUGCCAGGCCUGUCACCCCGUCAGAGGACCAUCUGCGAGGCUCGUCCUGAUGCCAUGAUUGCUGUAGGUACAGGAGCACGCUUGGGUAUUGAAGAGUGUCAGUAUCAGUUCCAGAACAGUCGGUGGAACUGCACCUCUCUGGGAGAACAAAGUGUCUUUGGACAGGAGCUAAAAGUAGGAAGCCGGGAAACCGCAUUUUACUAUGCUAUCCUGUCGGCUGGUAUUGCCCAUUCCAUCACUAACGCAUGCAGCCAAGGAAACCUCACAUACUGCGGCUGUGACAGGGAGAAGAAUGGCUACCAAGAUCCAGAGAAAGGGUGGAGGUGGGGUGGAUGCUCAGCUGAUGUAAAAUAUGGGAUCCGCUUCUCCAGAGAGUUUUUGGAUGCCAGUGAAGUGAAGCGCAAUGCCCGCACUCUAAUGAACGUUCAUAACAACAUUGUGGGGAGGAAGCUGCUGGAGAAGAACAUGCGCUUGGAGUGCAAAUGCCAUGGAGUAUCAGGGUCCUGUACCUUGAAGACAUGCUGGGUGACACUGCCUCACUUCCGAGAGGUUGGCUAUGCUCUUAAGGACAAGUACGAGCAGGCUGUUAUGGUGGAGGCUGUGAGAGGUAGGCGCCAGCUUGUGCCCACUUUCCUCAAACUUAAGAUCCCUCAAAAUAAUAGCAAGCCAGCAGAGACUGAUCUGGUGUACGUAGACCGCUCACCCAACUUCUGUGAGAAGGACAAUGCCACGGGCAGCAUUGGCACCUAUGGACGGUUCUGCAACCGUACGUCAACUCAAGCCGACAGCUGUGAGCUCUUGUGCUGCGGCCGUGGAUACAAGACUUUCCAGUAUACUCGCACGUGGCAGUGCCACUGCAAGUUCCACUGGUGCUGCCAUGUGACUUGCAGCACUUGCAGUGAAAGGACGCAGGCCUACACGUGUAAUUAAACAGAUGGAAGGCCUCUGGCUAUGCACUCCUGUAAAAGCUCAGGUGGUGUAGCAAGCACUGAAGGACAAUUGUUAGCCGCUGAAAGGAAAGAACCCGAUGAGCGACGUAAGAAAAGAGAAGCAAAUGAAAGCAUAUGAUCGGCUUUGUAACCAUAUGUGCACACUGAUACCGAUAUCUUAGCAAUCUUUUUCUAUAUGCACGGCACUGCUAGGUUUAAUACAUUACCUAACAGCCACUGUCCAUUUUGACACUCAGUUAGUGAGUGACAGCUCCUCAGAGGUGGGGCAGAGGUCUCAAUGCUCCAGUAUGAAAUCAUAGAGUCACUUUAAUACAUUGCUCAUACAUAGAAAAUUAUAUAAAAUGCACAGGCAUUAACAGCCGGCUGCAGGAAGCUAUUUGUUCUUGCACUGCUCACUUCCUGGCCUGCAGGUACAACAAUAAUUCCCUCCUCCAACUGACUUUAAAAUGUCACAUGCAAUAUAUUUUUAUGUACAUUGUUUUUUUUAAAAAAGUUUUUAUUUAAUGCUUUAACAGUUAAAAGAAUUAGGUAAAGCAAGAAAAAAAAAAGAGUAGAGCUAGAAAAAGUACAUAGCCAAAUAAGCCAUUGCGAGUCAUAUCAAUUUGUACGGAUUGAACAUUCAACCAAGUGUCCCAUAUUGCGUUAAACUUAUCUGGCAUCCUCUUUACAAAUAAACCAACUUUUGUUUCGGUAA
Xenopus laevis (African clawed frog) is the source of this 2670-nucleotide messenger RNA. Its product is annotated as protein Wnt-7b. The record is from RefSeq and is a predicted model, not a curated record. The transcript is spliced from 5 exons. NCBI's taxonomy places the organism in Eukaryota, Metazoa, Chordata, Amphibia, Anura, Pipidae. Bases 904 to 1956 code for a protein of 350 amino acids.